Molecule: messenger RNA, 2609 nt
Organism: Betta splendens (Siamese fighting fish)
Lineage: Eukaryota; Metazoa; Chordata; Actinopteri; Anabantiformes; Osphronemidae
Gene: tdrkh
Product: tudor and KH domain containing
Exons: 13
Coding region: 147-1997 (616 amino acids)
Biological process (GO): spermatogenesis
Molecular function (GO): RNA binding
Source: RefSeq, a predicted model, not a curated record
CAUGUCGUUGCCGUGGGAUUCUCGCUUCUGCAUGGUCCACGUACCCUUGGCAGUUGGCUCACCUCCAGACCAUCCUGUCAGUGUGUGCAAACCAUAGUCCUUUUGUCAUUAACAGCCUUGGAGAGAACUAAAAUAUGCUGUAAUCUAUGGAAUGGCUGGAGGUCACCCAGGUAGACAGUAGUAACUUGUUUCAGUUUCAGCAGCAGCUUAUGGCGCAAAUCCUGAACUCGGGGUCAGGAAAGCUGCGGUUUGGCUUGUUGCAGUCAUCUACGUACAAUAUACUGGACACUAAAUGUUCAUCAUUUAGGUGGAGCAUCCCACUGGGUGCACGACGUGUCAUGGACGCCAUGCGGGAGGGCCACGGGAGCUCCCUCAGCUCUGGCAAAAUGGUGGCUCUAGCUGCAGGGCUCUCAGUCGGGGCCACGGUGGGCUACAUGGUCUAUCGUCAUAUGAGCAGCACCAGCACCAGUCAGGGCCCCAGCAUUGAAGUGUCCAAGAUGACACUUCCUGUGGAAGUUUAUAGGAACAUGUCCAGACACAGAGCCAAGUUUUUGGAUACAGUGACCCAGAAAUCUGGAGCCCAAGUGAGGGUUUUGACGGAUGCAGGAGAGUCUGGAUGUAAGACGACCAUUUGUUUCCUGCUGCAGGGCUCUAAAGAGCAAAUCCUUUUUGCCCGCUGCCUCUUGGAGAACCUGAUCAGCGAAUCUGAACCGGUCACUGAGGAUUUGGAGGUUCCUCAGACCGCCUUUGGACGUAUAAUAGGUCGCGGUGGAGAGACUAUAAAACUAAUCACCAGGACCACGGGAGCCAAGGUGUCUUGCUCCAAAGAGAAAACACAUGGUCCAGGAGUAAAGGGUAAUGUCAAAAUCACAGGGACCAGACAGGAGGUGAAACAGGCCAAGGAGUUGAUUCUUGAAAAAGUCAGAGAGGACUUGAUGGUCAGGACAGAGAUCUCGCAGGCGUCUGCCCUACGGCAGAAGCGUGGUCAUACUGUAGCCAAGCAGAGACCAGACAGGACAGAGACUGAGGCACCAGUAGCUUUAAACAACAAUGGUCCUUACUCCCAGGCUGAUAAAAAUGGACUUGUUUAUGCCAACGGAACAGCAGGAGAAGCAGCAUCUAUUCUGGACCAACUGGAGGAGCUGCAACACAGCAGCACAGAGGAGGUGGAGAGUUUCUCUGCAGACUCGCUCUCUGAGGUUUCCAAAUUUGAAAUUCCCAGCCCAGACCUGAGCUUCCAACCGGACGAACAUCUGGAAGUUUAUGUUUCUGCAUCAGAGAACCCAAAUCACUUCUGGAUCCAGAUACUAGGAGUGCGCUCCCUCCAGCUGGACAAACUGACAGAGGAGAUGAACCGCUUUUACAACAGUGAAAGCCCCAUAGAGCAAAGGGUGGAGACGAUUGUCGUGGGAGACAUUGUGGCUGCUCCUUAUCGUGACCGUGGCACAUGGAACAGGGCCAGGGUGCUGGGAGUCCUGGGCUCUGGACUAGUGGACCUUUACUAUGUUGAUUUUGGGGACAACGGGGAACUACCCAGAGACAGUCUCCGCCACAUGAGAAGCGACUUCCUCAGUUUACCAUUCCAAGCUAUUGAGUGCAGCUUAGCAGGAGUCAGACCAAAAGGAGAGACGUGGACUGAAGCAGCCCUGGAUGAAUUUGACCGACUGACUCACUGUGCCUCUUGGAGACCCCUGCAGGCUAAACUAUGCAGCUACUCCCACUCUGAGCUCUCCUCCUGGCCCAAUGCCAAGCUGUACGACAACAGCGAGGGCAGGACUGUAGAUAUUGGUGAAGAGCUCAUACGCCUUGGCCAUGCGGUGAGCUUUCAUGAAGUAGAGAACGGAAAGACAGACGGUGACGGCCUUGGGUGUCUGCAGAAGAUGCUGGAUGAUGUGAUAGGAGCAUCGUCAGAGCUUAGUCUCUCCUGUAUCAGCUUAUCAGAAGUCGCCUCAAUCUCAGGAAGCGUUGAUGAUGUCAUUGAAGAUGAGCUGCUCUGAGACCAAAGACAGAGAGACAAACCUAUUUUUCCUAUGCUGACUGAAAUUUAACUGACUUCAUGAACCAUAAGUUAAACAAAUGUGUCCACGGCUCAUUUUCUUUCUUUUUCUAGCACUAGCCAUCCACUCCUCACCAUUUGUUCCAACAAGAUGUUUCCUUGUUUGACUCACAUUUAUUUCCCCAUCUUGAAGCCUUACCUCUAUGACAAGUGUGCAUCAUUUGUUCCAGCCAUAUCUACUGUAUUGCUGAUGCAAUACAAGUCUUUGUUACGCUGCUCUGUUUUUAGCUAUUUGAGCUUUGCUUAAAUGUGUUGUUACUGUAUUUUGUUUUCAAAAAGUGAACACUGAAACAAAACUGACUCAGUGGAAGCAGAGGUUUCUGCUUGUGAAAAGUAAUGUUUUUUUAUUUUUGUUUAUACUUGUAAGCAUAUUGGAGUUUAUGUCUAUGCAUUAGGCUUUACAAGUUUAAAAAUUAUUCAGUAUUGUUGAGUUAGGUUUUCAAUGUGAAAAUGUGGCAUCUACUGUAUCACUAGCUAAUGAUAGCUGAUAAAGUGUUUGACUUCUGUAACCAAAUGCACAAUAUAAUAAAGAAUUUAUUUUGCGUCACUAGAA